This is a messenger RNA of Scedosporium apiospermum, 1470 nucleotides long. RefSeq lists its product as uncharacterized. Lineage: Eukaryota; Fungi; Ascomycota; Sordariomycetes; Microascales; Microascaceae. Bases 1 to 1470 code for a protein of 489 amino acids. Gene Ontology annotation, biological process: tricarboxylic acid cycle; succinyl-CoA metabolic process. Gene Ontology annotation, cellular component: succinate-CoA ligase complex. The transcript has 4 exons. The record is from RefSeq and is a predicted model, not a curated record. Gene Ontology annotation, molecular function: succinate-CoA ligase (ADP-forming) activity.
AUGUCCGCAAAGUCCAUUCUUGAGGCCGAUGGCAAGGCCAUCCUCAACUACCACCUCACGCGCGCCCCAGUCAUCAAGCCGAGCCCUCUUCCUCCCCCGAGCAAGCACAACCCUCCUCCCAGGUUGGCGACUCUGAAUUUCCCCGAAGAUGCCGAUGUCGAGGGCGUUCUCGACCAGGCCGAGGUCACCUACCCGUGGUUGCUCCAACCCGGUGCCCGAUUUGUAGCCAAGCCCGACAUGCUGAUCAAGCGACGAGGAAAGAGCGGUCUUCUCGCUCUCAACAAGACAUGGGCUGAGGCGAGGGCCUGGGUUGCCGAGCGUGCUGGAAAGGAGCAGAAGGUUGAGCAUGUCAGCGGUAUCUUGAGGAACUUUUUGGUUGAGCCCUUCGUGAAGCACAGCCAGGACCAGGAGUACUACAUUUGCAUCAACUCCGUUCGCGAUGGCGACUGGAUUCUUUUCACUCACGAGGGUGGUGUCGAUGUUGGUGACGUCGAUGAGAAGGCUGAGAAACUUCUCAUCCCCGUCGAUCUCUCGCAAUAUCCUUCCAACAGGGAGAUUGCUGAGGCCCUCCUCAGCAACGUGCCCGAGGGUGUGCACAAGGUGUUGGUUGACUUCAUCACCCGUCUCUACGCGGUGUACGUUGACUGCCAAUUCACAUAUCUCGAGAUUAACCCUCUUGUGGUGAUCCCCAACGCCGAGGGAACCUCUGCGGCCGUUCAUUUCCUUGAUCUUGCCGCGAAGCUCGAUCAGACUGCCGAUUUCGAAUGUGGUGUCAAGUGGGCUAUUGCGCGGUCACCCGCUGCCCUCGGCCUCACCAACGUCGCUCCUUCCACCGGCGACAAGGUGAACAUUGAUGCCGGCCCCCCCAUGGAGUUCCCCGCUCCCUUCGGUCGUGAACUUUCCAAGGAGGAGGCGUACAUCGCUGAGCUCGAUGCCAAGACUGGUGCUUCUCUCAAACUGACUGUUCUGAACCCCAACGGUCGCAUCUGGACCCUUGUCGCUGGUGGUGGUGCUUCCGUCGUCUACGCCGACGCCAUUGCGUCGGCUGGCUUCGCUGAUGAGUUGGCCAACUAUGGUGAAUACUCUGGAGCGCCCACCGAAUCCCAGACCUAUCACUACGCCCGUACCGUACUCGACCUCAUGCUCCGCGCUCCCCUAUCGGACAAGGGCAAGGUCCUCUUCAUUGGAGGUGGUAUUGCCAACUUCACUAACGUCGCCAGCACAUUCAAGGGUCUUAUCCGUGCCCUCAGGGACUUUGCUCCCCAGCUCAUUGAGCACAACGUCCAGAUCUGGGUCCGCCGUGCCGGUCCCAACUACCAGGAGGGUCUCAAGAACCUCAAGGCGGCGACCCAAGAGCUUCGCCUCAACGCGAGGGUUUUCGGACCCGAGAUGCACGUCUCUGGUAUCGUCCCUCUUGCGCUCGUCCCCGGCAGGUGGGAGGAGAACAAGAUUCCCGAGUUCCAGGCUUAA